This is a messenger RNA of Ricinus communis (castor bean), 1155 nucleotides long. Its product is annotated as GTP-binding nuclear protein Ran-3. Gene Ontology annotation, cellular component: cytoplasm; nucleus. Gene Ontology annotation, biological process: ribosomal subunit export from nucleus; protein import into nucleus. Lineage: Eukaryota; Viridiplantae; Streptophyta; Magnoliopsida; Malpighiales; Euphorbiaceae. Gene Ontology annotation, molecular function: GTPase activity; GTP binding. Bases 240 to 905 code for a protein of 221 amino acids. The record is from RefSeq and is a predicted model, not a curated record. The transcript is spliced from 8 exons.
CAACGCAAGAUACAGACCAAAUCCCCACCACUAACUUCCAUCAAUCUCCAAUCAGCAAUCUCCGAGAUCCCCCAAUUCCAUGCUCCAUAACGCAGGAGAUCGAAAUUGAAAUGAAAUUAGGGUCUGCUUAAACCUCCUCUUUAUAAACCCCCUCUCAAAGGUUCUAAGACCUGUCUCGCGUACGCAUAAAAACAUUCAAAUCUACGUUUCAAAAACAGAGCUCUGCAGAAAAUAUAAAAAUGGCUUUACCCAAUCAGCCGACUGUUGAUUAUCCAAGUUUCAAGCUUGUUAUCGUUGGCGAUGGUGGUACAGGGAAAACUACCUUUGUGAAAAGGCAUCUUACUGGAGAGUUUGAGAAGAAAUAUGAGCCAACCAUUGGUGUUGAAGUUCAUCCAUUGGAUUUCUUCACCAACUGUGGAAAAAUCCGAUUCUACUGCUGGGACACUGCUGGACAAGAGAAAUUUGGUGGGCUUAGGGAUGGAUACUACAUUCACGGGCAAUGUGCUAUCAUCAUGUUUGAUGUUACUGCUCGGUUAACAUAUAAGAAUGUACCUACAUGGCAUCGGGAUCUUUGCAGGGUUUGCGAAAAUAUUCCUAUUGUUCUUUGUGGGAACAAGGUUGAUGUGAAAAACAGGCAGGUAAAGGCAAAACAGGUUACUUUCCACCGUAAAAAGAACUUGCAGUACUAUGAGAUUUCUGCAAAGAGCAAUUACAAUUUUGAGAAGCCUUUUCUGUAUCUUGCAAGAAAACUUGCAGGUGAUCCUAGUUUGCAUUUUGUUGAGUCUCCAGCCCUUGCACCUCCAGAAGUGCAAAUUGACUUGGCAGCACAGCAACAGCAUGAGGCAGAACUUGCUCAAGCUGCAAGUCAACCUCUUCCAGACGACGAUGAUGAUACUUUUGAGUAAUAAGUAGACGGAUUAAUAAGUAGACGGAGGCUUUGGGUUUGCUGGAAGAAGUUUUAGUACGGUUUUUGAGGAUGUGAUUGAAUGUCCUUGGACAUGUACGAGUAUGAACUGAAUUGUUCUUGGGUUCUAUUGUUUACCCAUUUGUCUUUGAGUUUUAUGUUUCAUGUCUUUGCAGUGUUUAUUCUUUCUUAUCGCACCAACAGUUUUCGAAUUUCUGGUCAAAAAAUCUUUAGGAUGUUAUAGUGUUCUA